ACAACGUUCCACAGUGUCGUCAGAUUAUGCAGUCAUCAUAAUAUUCCCAUUAAUCUAUUAUUAAAUAACAUCGUGCGUCCUGAUAAGCUGGUCAGUGUUUCAAAGUGUAUCAGUCAGAGAAGAUCACAGUUCCGUUAUAUGUGAACAGCGCAAAAGAUCUCUCUUAAAAUGAUGAACGAUAAAACUAAAGUGUCUUCUGAUUAUAACUACUUUGGUGAUCAAAAGAAAAAGCCUCUCAGCUUUUAUAGUACAUACGCUGUAUCUUUUUUGUAUAUAUUAGUAAUCGGUCUAUUUGUUUUCAAUUUUCUUGCUCUGGCAAAGAUAAAACUAUUAGAAACCGAAGUGGAAGUUUUGAAACAAACCCUUUCAAAUGUGAAACUUUUUGAUGACAAUCUUAUAAAAGAAAUUAUUGGUUUCGAAGAUGAGGAGGAUUUGGAAUCUAAUGAUUCCGACCAAUAUUCUAAAGUAGUUCUCCCUACCGAUUGGACACCAGAAUAUGAUGAUUACGAAACAUACGAUCAAAGUACACAAAAUGAUUCGAAGCAGUUGGAUUACUUUGAAGUACUUCUAGAGAAGUUGAGAAAAAUUGAUAAUAAUUCGGAUACACCAUACAGUUCAACUAUAAAUUCAACUAACGAAGAGAAGGAGUUAAACAGAUCAAAGAGAAACAUCGUGGCUGCUACAGAUGACGGAGUUAUAAUCAACAGUGAAUCGUAUGCAGAGAAAAAAUCUAAAAAUCUCACUUCGAGGUAUCCUACAGGAGGAGGUACAGUAGCACAAUAUCCUGCUCAACCAUCUGCAAUAGGCUCUCCCUGGCCUGUGUAUACCUAUCCCUACGGAUCAACACCCUCUUACAAGGUUAACGUUAACAGAAGAAAAACGACGAAAGCUCCCUCUGUACUUUCUAGAAGGUCAAGAGUAAAACAUUACGAGGAUGGGAGCAAAUCUUUCAGAAGAAUAGUUAAAGUACCUGCAUGGAAAUCAUUAGGAUCGUAUCUGGAUUCAUAUGAAGAUGCGACUACAACUUCACCUGAUUUCACAGUAGUUAACUUUAACAAAAGAAGAAGAAUAUUGAAACCUUUGCCAUCAGCACAUUAUAAUGGCGAUACUUCAAACUAUGUAAACGGCCAACAUAGUAAUUAUUUUGGAAAUGGUCACCUAAGACACCCGCAAAGCAGAUUUAUUGAUUGGAAAGCAUCUGACUGGGUGCAGUCCUUAGGCAUGGAAGACCACUUUAAUUUGAACAAUGGAUAUUUAACUAUAAAAAAUCCUGGUCUAUAUUUCAUUUACUCUCAAGUGUAUUAUCUUGAUGAGCAUGAUACAACAGGGUAUAAAGUGAUGAAAAAUAACCAAGGUAUCCUACAAUGUACCCUUACUGUUCAUUCUGUAGAAAGAAGGUUAAAAGGAAAUACAUGCUUUACAGCAGGAGUAGAAUAUUUUGCAGCAAAUGAUAAACUCUCCAUUGAAGAUAUUACUGAGGGCAUGCUAUCUAAGUUUGAAGUGGGAAAGUCUUUCUUUGGAGUUAUAAAACUUGGAGAUGCCAAGAUACAAUAAAAGAUCAAAAUAGUGUAUAAAGCAAUUUAUUAUUUAUUAUUAUGUGAUUCGUAUGUUGUUUCUAAGAUGCCAUGGAUUGAUUUCCGCUCAGUUGUACAUAAUUUUUUCAUAAUAACAUAAACAAUAAUAAGCUUUUAUAAAAUUAUGUAAUAUAUACAGAAAAAUUCCAUUUCUACAGAUAAUAGGGUUGAUCAAAUAACACAAUUCAUAUCAGGAUCACAUUUGGAAACAAUUCGAAGUGUUAUACUAACACUGUUUUUUUUUUGUAAAUAAUAAAUAGAGAUAAAACUUAUAUACCAAAAUAAGUGUCAUAUUAUACAUAUAGUUUCAUAUUUUUUAUAAGUAUAAUAUAUCGUGUUAUUUCUAAUAAUGUUUUAAUGCUGGAUAUAUUUUAUAAUUUGACAAUAAUAAAGAUUACCAAUA
Diorhabda carinulata is the source of this 1977-nucleotide messenger RNA. It is a transcript of the gene egr, whose product is annotated as protein eiger. The record is from RefSeq and is a predicted model, not a curated record. Bases 169 to 1554 code for a protein of 461 amino acids. Gene Ontology annotation, cellular component: membrane. Lineage: Eukaryota; Metazoa; Arthropoda; Insecta; Coleoptera; Chrysomelidae. Gene Ontology annotation, molecular function: receptor ligand activity; tumor necrosis factor receptor binding. Gene Ontology annotation, biological process: immune response. The transcript has 6 exons.